GGUCACUCUAAGGACACCCCAAGGUCCCGAGGCCGCCCAGGGAAGCUCCAAGAUGGUCCUGAGGAGAUCCCGGGUCCCCUGCGCGGGAAUCGCCUUCGCCCUCUGCCUCCAGCACCUCGUCAGCGCCAUCGAGGUCCCGCUGGACCUGCCGCAGCCGCCCACCAUCACCAAGCAAUCCAUCAAGGAUUACAUCGUGGAUCCCCGAGACAACAUCUUCAUCGAGUGCGAGGGCAAAGGCAAUCCCGAUCCCACGGAGGGAUUUGAAGAGUCCCCGCUGUGGCCCAAGGAGAAGGUGGAUGUGAUCGAGGUGGACGAAGGAGCUCCCCUGAGCCUCCAGUGCAACCCCCCGCCCGGCCUCCCCGAGCCCGUCAUCUUCUGGAUGAGCAGCGCCAUGGAGCCGAUCCCGCAGGACAAGAGGGUGUCACAGGGUCACAACGGGGACCUUUAUUUCGCCAACGUUCUGGCGCAGGACGCGCUGACCGACUACAGCUGCAACGCCCGUUUCCACUUCACCCACACCAUCCAGCAGAAAAACCCCUACACCCUCCGCGUCAAAACCAAGAAGCCCCAUAACGAAACGUCCUUGCGACUCACCCCCGCCGGGUACCGCGCCCGAGGGAUCACGGAAACCACUCCCAGCUUCAUGUACCCGUACGGRACGUCCAGCAGCCAGAUGGUGCUGCGGGGGGUGGAUCUCCUGCUGGAAUGCAUCGCCUCCGGAGUACCAGCGCCGGACAUCAUGUGGUACAAGAAAGGCGGAGAGCUCCCGGCCGGCAAAACCAAGCUGGAGAACUUCAACAAAGCCCUGCGCAUCUCCAAUGUGUCCGAGGAGGAUUCCGGGGAAUAUUUCUGCCUGGCCUCCAACAAGAUGGGCAGCAUCCGCCACACGAUCUCGGUGAGAGUGAAGGCUGCCCCCUAUUGGCUGGAUGAGCCGGAGAAUCUGAUCCUGGCUCCGGGUGAGGAUGGCCGGCUUGUGUGCCGGGCCAACGGCAACCCCAAACCGUCCAUCCAGUGGUUGGUGAAUGGAGAGCCCAUCGAAGCGUCUCCGCCCAACCCGAGCCGGGAGGUGGCCGGGGACACCAUCGUGUUCCGGGAUACGCAGAUCGGCAGCAGCGCCGUGUACCAGUGCAACGCCUCCAAUGAGCACGGCUACCUGCUGGCCAACGCCUUCGUCAGCGUGCUGGAUGUUGUCCCCCGGAUCCUGGCCCCYCGGAACCAGCUGAUCAGAGUGAUCCAGAACAACCACACCCGCCUGGAUUGUCCCUUUUUCGGCUCCCCCAUCCCCACCCUGCGCUGGUUUAAGAACGGCCAGGGGAACACGCUGGACGGAGGCAACUACAAAGCGCACGAGAACGGGAGUUUGGAGAUGUUCAUGGCACGCAAAGAGGACCAGGGAAUCUACACCUGYGUGGCCACCAACAUCCUGGGCAAGGCCGAGGCACAGGUCCGCCUGGAGGUCAAAGACCCCACCAGGAUCGUGCGGGGCCCCGAGGAUCAGGUGGUCAAGAGGGGCACCAUGCCCCGGCUGCACUGCCGYGUCAAGCACGACCCCACGCUGCGGCUCACGGUCACCUGGCUGAAGGACGACGCCCCACUGUACCUGGGGAGCAGGAUGAAGAAGGAGGAGGACGGGCUGACCAUCUUUGGAGUGGCCGAGAAGGACCAGGGCGAUUACACGUGCGUGGCCAGCACGGAGCUGGACAAGGACUCGGCCAAGGCUUAUCUCACCGUGCUGGCCAUCCCCGCUAACCGCCUGAGGGAUUUGCCCAAAGAACGACCCGACCGACCCCGGGACUUGGAGCUGACCGACCUGGCUGAGAGGAGCGUGCGGCUGACGUGGAUCCCCGGUGAUGACAACAACAGCCCCAUCACGGACUACAUCGUGCAGUUCGAGGAGGAUCGCUUCCAGCCGGGAAUGUGGCACAACCACUCCAGGUAUCCCGGCAGCGUCAAUUCGGCCGUGCUGAGCCUCUCGCCCUACGUGAAUUACCAAUUUCGGGUSAUCGCCGUCAACGAUGUGGGGAGCAGCGUGCCCAGUUUGCCCUCCGAGCGCUACCAGACCAACGGGGCACGUCCUGAAAUAAAUCCGACCGGAGUUCAAGGCGCAGGGACCCAAAAAAACAACAUGGAGAUAACGUGGACUGCCUACGGUCCCAACCUGCGCUACAUCGUGCGGUGGCGGCGGCGGGAGCCCCGCGGGAGUUGGUACAACGAGACGGUGCGGGGAGCGCGGCACGUGGUGUGGAACACCCCCAUCUACGUCCCCUACGAGAUCAAAGUGCAGGCAGAGAAUGAUUUCGGCCGUGCCCCCGAGCCUGACACCUACAUCGGAUAUUCCGGGGAGGAUUAUCCCAAAGCUGCGCCCACGGAUGUCCGGAUCAGAGUCCUAAACAGCACUGCCAUAGCUCUGACCUGGACCCGGGUGCACUUGGACACCAUCCAGGGACAGCUCAAGGAGUACCGAGCCUAUUUCUGGCGRGACAGCAGCUUGCUGAAGAACCUGUGGGUGUCCCGAAAACGGCAAUUUGUGAGUUUUCCCGGGGAUCGGAACCGGGGCGUGGUGUCCCGGCUUUUCCCGUACAGCAACUACAAACUGGAGAUGGUGGUGACCAAUGGCCGGGGUGACGGUCCCCGCAGCGAGCUCAAGGAAUUCCCAACCCCAGAAGGAGUGCCCAGCUCCCCGCGGUACCUGCGGAUCCGACAGCCCAACCUGGACAUCAUCAACCUGGAGUGGGAUCACCCCGAGCACCCCAAUGGGAUCCUCACGGGAUACACGCUCCGUUACCAGCCCU
Molecule: messenger RNA, 2792 nt
Organism: Malurus melanocephalus (red-backed fairy wren)
Lineage: Eukaryota; Metazoa; Chordata; Aves; Passeriformes; Maluridae
Gene: NFASC
Product: neurofascin
Exons: 22
Biological process (GO): brain development; cell-cell adhesion
Molecular function (GO): cell-cell adhesion mediator activity
Source: RefSeq, a predicted model, not a curated record